AUGCCAGAGAGCAGGGUGGGCUGCGAUAAAUGUGUAGCCCUGCUGGUGCGUGAGGGGGCGGAAGUGUCGCUGCAAAGCGGGCGAAUCCGCUUCCGUAUCCAAGCUGCCGACGCCCAGCUUUCGGAAGCUGUUGCCGAUGGCCUGACGCCGCUUCAUGUGGCUGUGGCCUGUGGCCAUGUUCAGGUUGCGAGGGUGCUCCUCCAGUCUGGCGCAGACGUCCGCCAGGAGGCCAAAGAGCCGAGGAGGACGGCGAUCGGAAUUGCGGAGUGGGCUGGACAACGAUCCUUACUCGGGCUAUUACGCGAUGCUGCACAAGAGCAGGUGAGAAGGCUGGCAGCCGAAGUGCCCCAAGCUCAGCCAGUCCUGGGCAACGCGAUGCUCUUCCUGGAAGCGCAGCAACGCCAGCCAAUUCUCCUGACAACUCCCAGGCUUGAAGCCAUCCGGCAGCGGAUCCGGCAAAGGGAGCGCCAGCGAAGGAAGCAGGUCUCCUCGGACACUUCCUCCCCCCGGCGGCGCCGGUGA
Molecule: messenger RNA, 522 nt
Organism: Symbiodinium sp. CCMP2592
Lineage: Eukaryota; Dinophyceae; Suessiales; Symbiodiniaceae
Source: the annotation of a GenBank genome assembly